Molecule: messenger RNA, 1002 nt
Organism: Acanthosepion pharaonis
Lineage: Eukaryota; Metazoa; Mollusca; Cephalopoda; Sepiida; Sepiidae
Source: the annotation of a GenBank genome assembly
AUGGUCAGAAUUUCCAGAUAUCAGUUGACCAUUUUCUUUCUUUCUUUCUUUCUUUCUUUCUUUCUUUCUUUCUUUCUUUCCGUACUCUUUCUUUCUUUUCUUUUUUCUUUUUUUUUACGUUUUUUAAUAGACUUUUUCCUCUUUUUCUUUUUUUUCUUUUUUACUAGAUUUUUUUUUCAAGAUUUCUUCUUUCUUAGCUCUUUUUCUUUCUUUUCUUUUUUUUUCUUUCUUUCUUUCUUUACCUCCUCUUUCUUUCUUUCUUUCUUUCUUUCUUUCUUUCUUUACCUCCUCUUUCUUUCUUUUUCUUUCUUUCUUUUUCUUUUUCCCUCUUUCUUUACCUCCUCUUUCUUUUCUUUUUUCUUUUUUUUUCAUUUUCUUUUUACUAGAUUUUUUUUUCUUCUUUUUUUUUUUUCUUUUUUUUUUUUUUUUUCUUUUUCAAUUUUUUCAUUUUUUUUUUUUUUCCAUUUUUUCCCUUUUCCUUUCUUUUUCAGACUUUUUUUUUCUAAUUUUUUUUUUUUUUUUCUUUCUAAUUUUUUUUCAAAAAUUUUCUUUUCUUUCUUUCUUUCCAUUUUUCAGCAAACUUUCUUCUUUCUUUUUUCUUUCUUCACUAGAUUUUUUUACCAUAGGGUUUAUUUUUCAUUUUUUUUUUUCUUUUUCUUUUGUUUUUUCUUUUCUUUUCUAAUUUUUUCAGCCAUUCAUUUUCUUUAUCUCUUUCUUUUUUUUCAAAAAUCUUUUCUUUCUUUCUUUCUUUCUUUUCUUUCUUUUUCUUUUGCUAGCUUUCUUUUUCUUUUUUCUUUCUUUCUUUCUUUUUUUCUAAACUUUUUCCUUUUUUCCAGAUGUUCUUUCUUCAUCUAUCUAUCUAUUUUUUUCUAUCUAUCUAUCUUUUUCCAUAGGGUCUUAUUUUUCAUUUUUUCAUCUAUCUAUCUUUUCUUUAAAUCUAACUUUCUUUUCUAUCAUGUAUCUAUUUCUUUUCUUUUUUUUCUAAUCCCUCCCACACUGUGA